Onychomys torridus (southern grasshopper mouse) is the source of this 267-nucleotide messenger RNA. RefSeq names its product golgin subfamily B member 1-like. The record is from RefSeq and is a predicted model, not a curated record. Lineage: Eukaryota; Metazoa; Chordata; Mammalia; Rodentia; Cricetidae. Bases 25 to 258 code for a protein of 77 amino acids. The transcript has 2 exons. Gene Ontology annotation, cellular component: Golgi apparatus; membrane; endoplasmic reticulum-Golgi intermediate compartment.
UGUGCUAAUUCCUGAGAAUACUUAAUGCUUUUCCCUGUGCAUUAUUUUUAUUGUUUAAUGUCUAAAUACCAGGAAUUACCCCAUAAAUCUGACAUGGAAUUAAAUAAUACCAUCCCGGACAAUGUUCUGGAACGGCUAUCUGAUGCAGAGAAGCUAGUGGUGGAGUUGAAGGAGAUCAUUCAGCAGAAGGACCUUCAACUCCUGCAGCAGGAUGAAGUUCUGCAGGAGGAACGAAAAGCUGCUGAUACCAAAAAUUAAAAAACUGAA